Hibiscus syriacus is the source of this 700-nucleotide messenger RNA. RefSeq names its product 1-Cys peroxiredoxin-like. Gene Ontology annotation, molecular function: peroxiredoxin activity. Gene Ontology annotation, biological process: cell redox homeostasis; cellular oxidant detoxification. The record is from RefSeq and is a predicted model, not a curated record. NCBI's taxonomy places the organism in Eukaryota, Viridiplantae, Streptophyta, Magnoliopsida, Malvales, Malvaceae. Gene Ontology annotation, cellular component: mitochondrion; cytosol.
AUGCCUGGCCUCACAAUUGGAGACACCGUGCCCGACCUUGAAGUCGAAACCACCCACGGAAAAUUCAAGCUCCACGACUACUUCAACAAUGGCUGGACGAUCAUCUUCUCUCAUCCUUCUGAUUUCACACCCGUGUGCACUACGGAGCUCGGCAAGAUGGCGGCUUACCUGCCGGAGUGAAAACGAGGGGUUAAGCUUCUUGGUUUCUCUUGCGACGAUGAACAGUCACACAAGGAGUGGAUCAAAGACGUUGAAGCUUAUACUCCUGGGUGCAAGGUGACAUACCCGAUCGUGGCAGAUCCCAGCAGAGACAUCAUCAAGCAACUUAACAUGGUGGACCCGAAUGAAAGAGACUCGUAUGGGAACCAGCUCCCUUCUCGAGCUAUGCAUAUUGUGGGAUCCGACAACAAGAUCAAGCUGAGCUUUCUGUAUCCAGCAACGACGGGGCGUAACAUGGAUGAAGUGUUGAGGGCUGUGGACUCGCUACUUAAGGCAUCCAAGUACAAGGUUGCGACGCCGGCGAACUGGAAACAAGGUGAUCCGGUGGUGAUUUCGCCUAAUGUAAGCAACGAGGAAGCGAAACAAAUGUUCCCUCAUGGUUUCGAGACCAAAAAUCUUCCGUCGGGGAAGGAAUACCUGCGCUUCACUAAUGUCUGAGUAGUAAGUACUAAAAACCAGUUCAAGCCAUAAACAUGUAUAU